AUGUCAGAUCAACAACACGAAAGCAAAGGAACCGAAGCUGUUAAAGAUAUUGCAAAGCCGAAAGAGAAGAAAGCAAAUAAAGAUACUGAUAGAACAGAGAAUGCUAACCAAAAAGAGGAGGACAUAUUAUUAGAAUCGCUACUAAAUGACUACAACGCUGCCUCCUCUGGAUCUUCAAAGUGUCCCGUACCAUCCUGCAAACAACGACUGACCGCUACGAGCUUCAAAUGCCAACAUUGUAAUAUGGAUUACUGUAUCAAGCACCGUCUCCCCGAAUCACACUCGCCAAAGUGCGUAGAUAAAGCGAAAAGAGCUGCACACUCUGCAUUUCAAGGGGAAUCGUCGAUCUUGUUUACUGCAGAGAGGCAAAAUCGUGGUGUUACAAAUUCAACAAAAUUCAGCAUUGCGAAAACUAAGGAGGAUAUAAAGAAGCGGUAUAAAGAGAAAUUAGAGCAAACGAAACAAGAACGGGUAGCUGGAAAGAAGAAAGGCAAAAAGUGA
Molecule: messenger RNA, 501 nt
Organism: Paraglomus occultum
Lineage: Eukaryota; Fungi; Glomeromycota; Glomeromycetes; Paraglomerales; Paraglomeraceae
Source: the annotation of a GenBank genome assembly